This is a messenger RNA of Lemur catta (Ring-tailed lemur), 1455 nucleotides long. Its product is annotated as ski oncogene-like. The coding region runs from base 14 to 1333 and encodes 439 amino acids. NCBI's taxonomy places the organism in Eukaryota, Metazoa, Chordata, Mammalia, Primates, Lemuridae. Gene Ontology annotation, biological process: negative regulation of BMP signaling pathway. The record is from RefSeq and is a predicted model, not a curated record. Gene Ontology annotation, molecular function: DNA-binding transcription factor activity, RNA polymerase II-specific; RNA polymerase II cis-regulatory region sequence-specific DNA binding; SMAD binding. Gene Ontology annotation, cellular component: nucleus. The transcript is spliced from 4 exons.
GCCGGAGCGCACCAUGGAGGCGGCGGCGGGCGGCCGGGGCGGCUUCCAGCCGCACCCGGGGCUGCAGAAGACGCUGGAGCAGUUCCACCUGAGCUCCAUGAGCUCGCUGGGCGGCCCGGCCGCCUUCUCCGCGCGCUGGGCGCAGGAGGCCUACAAGAAGGAGAGCGCCAAGGAGGCGGGCGCGGCCGCGGUGUCGGCGCCGGUCCCCGCAGCCGCCGAGCCGCCGCCCGUGCUGCACCUGCCUGCCAUCCAGCCGCCGCCGCCCGUGCUGCCGGGGCCCUUCUUCAUGCCGUCCGACCGCUCCACCGAGCGCUGCGAGACCGUGCUGGAGGGCGAGACCAUCUCGUGCUUCGUGGUGGGCGGCGAGAAACGCCUGUGCUUGCCGCAGAUCCUCAACUCGGUGCUGCGCGACUUCUCGCUGCAGCAGAUCAACUCGGUGUGCGACGAGCUUCACAUCUACUGCUCGCGCUGCACGGCCGACCAGCUGGAGAUCCUCAAAGUCAUGGGCAUCCUGCCCUUCUCGGCGCCCUCGUGCGGGCUCAUCACCAAGACGGACGCCGAGCGCCUGUGCAACGCGCUGCUCUACGGUGGCGCCUACCCGCCGCCCUGCAAGAAGGAGCUGGCCGCCAGCCUGGCGCUGGGCCUGGAGCUCAGCGAGCGCAGCGUCCGCGUGUACCACGAGUGCUUCGGCAAGUGUAAGGGGCUGCUGGUGCCUGAGCUCUACAGCAGCCCGAGCGCCGCCUGCAUCCAGUGCCUCGACUGCCGCCUCAUGUACCCGCCGCACAAGUUCGUGGUGCACUCGCACAAGGCCCUGGAGAAUCGGACUUGCCACUGGGGCUUCGACUCCGCCAACUGGCGGGCCUACAUCCUGCUGAGCCAGGACUACACGGGCAAGGAGGAGCAGGCUCGCCUGGGCCGCUGCCUGGACGACGUGAAGGAGAAGUUCGACUAUGGCAACAAGUACAAGCGGCGGGUGCCCCGGAGUCUCGGCUGCGUCCACCCUCGCCAGCGCCUCUCCGCCUUCCGACCCUGGUCCCCCGCUGUUUCCACGAGUGAGAAAGAGCUCUCCCCACACCUGCCAGCCCUGAUCCGCGACAGCUUUUACUCCUACAAGAGCUUCGAGACAGCUGUGGCCCCCAACGUGGCCCUCGCACCACCCGGCCCAGCAGAAGGUUGUGAACAGCCCGCCAUGUGCCACCGUCGUCUCCCGGGCCACCGAGCCUCUCACCACUUGCAUUCAGCCGCGGAAGCGGAAGCUGGCCGUGGACCCGCCUGGAGCCCCCGAGAUGCUCCCGCCCGGAGCCCCGGAGGAGGACAAGGACUCAGAGGCUGAGGUCGAAGUUGAAAGCAGAGAGGAAUGUAAGUUCACGUCCUCCUUGUCCUCGCUGUCCUCCCCGUCCUUUACCUCAUCCAGCUCCGCCAAGGACCUGAGCUCCCCGGGCACACACGCCCCAC